Molecule: messenger RNA, 766 nt
Organism: Mauremys mutica (yellowpond turtle)
Lineage: Eukaryota; Metazoa; Chordata; Testudines; Geoemydidae
Product: ovomucoid-like
Exons: 9
Coding region: 22-648 (208 amino acids)
Molecular function (GO): protein binding
Source: RefSeq, a predicted model, not a curated record
CCUAGACUGAGCAUCUCCACCAUGAAGACAGCUGGUGUCUUCAUGGUCCUCACUCUGGUACUUUUAUGUUUCUUCUCAGGUGGUGCCAGUGAGUCUUCGAAUCAGAUUAAUUGCAGAAGAUACCAACAAACAAAAGACCCACGCAAGAUAGCCUGCCCACGGAUCUAUAGACCUGUCUGUGGAACUAAUGGUGUCACUUAUGACAAUGAAUGUACGCUGUGUGCAGCAAUCUUAAAUGGGGCUACCAUAAACCUGGCACAUACAGGAAAAUGUAAGGAGAAGAUUGAUUGCAGUAGAUACCAACGAACAAAAGACCCACGCAAGAUAGCCUGCCCACGGAUCUAUAGACCUGUCUGUGGAACUAAUGGUGUCACUUAUGACAAUGAAUGUACGCUGUGUGCAGCAAUCUUAAACGGGGCUACCAUAGGCCUGGCACAUAAAGGACAAUGUAAGGAGAAGGAUGACUGUGGUGAGUAUCCAAAACCACAAAAGGGUAUACAGCUUGCCUGCGCAACGAUUUACAGACCUGUCUGUGGCACAAAUGGCAUCACAUAUAGCAACAAAUGUAACUUGUGUGCAGCAAGAUGGAAAACUGGAGUCAACAUUCGCAUAAAGCAUGAAGGAAGAUGUAACCGCAAGAUCAACUAACGGAAGAAUUGGCAUAACAUAGAAAAUAUUCUGCUUCAGUAUAAAUGAUAAAUUCUUCUGAUUCCUUUAUGUAAAGAUAUAGUUGUCAUUCGUCCUGUCCAUCCAGCACUCCUGAUGG